GAUGGUGACGGCGACGACGACUAAUCUUACACCUAUGCUUACCGACGAUGACAGACCAACAACUGAAGACCGUCUCGAAGUUAUCAGCAAUCCUGUAGCAGUUGAUGGUGAUCAAGCUUCUAGAAAUACGUCAUCUCCUAUUUUUACAGACGGUGGGGUAGGGGCUAUGUUCAAAUAUGAGCAACCGAAAAGUCUCAACUUUCGGGUUAUUGAAGGCGCCGAGGGACACACCGUCACCUCAACUUAUUAUACAACAAUACCGCCAUCGUCACCAUCACAGGUUCAAAGAUUAGCGAAUGGAAAGUCUAAUUCGAAAGGUUUAUAUGUUCAUAAUCCAGGGAAUGGUCGAUCGUCGCCGCCGCAUUCGGAUCCGGGCAGCUCACCGCGUUUUCUUGGUGGGCGAAAAAGUCCGGCGCCUAGUUCGCAUUCGAACUAG
This is a messenger RNA of Dimorphilus gyrociliatus, 436 nucleotides long. The record is from the annotation of a GenBank genome assembly. NCBI's taxonomy places the organism in Eukaryota, Metazoa, Annelida, Polychaeta, Dinophilidae.